Rotaria sordida is the source of this 1854-nucleotide messenger RNA. NCBI's taxonomy places the organism in Eukaryota, Metazoa, Rotifera, Eurotatoria, Philodinida, Philodinidae. The record is from the annotation of a GenBank genome assembly.
AUGGGAUUACGUCGACGUGGAUGGUUAAAAUAUUUGUUUUUAAUUCCAACAUUAUGGUUUAUUGUGAUUAUAAUAUUUUCAUUACGUACAGAUUCUUUAUCACAAUCAAAAAAUGAUAUGCAAGUAAAUGUUAUUGAUAAAAUAGUUUCACCAUCAUUUGUUGAUCGUAUAAUUGGUGCUUUACCAUUUAAAUCUAAUGUUGAUCAUGAUCAUCCACCUGAAGAACGUGCUAAAGCACUUGAACAAGCACGUCAAAUGAAUGCUCAAGUACAAGUUGUUGCACCAGAUAUGAAAAAAGAACAUAAUGAUCCUAAAAUUGGUAGUCCCGGUGAAAUGGGUAAUGCGGUUCGGAUUGAUAAAGAUAAAUUAUCCAAAGAAGAAAGACAAAAAUAUGAUGAUGGAUGGAAAAAUAAUGCAUUUAAUCAAUAUGUUAGUGAUAUGAUAUCAUUACGAAGAAAUUUAGCUGAUGUUCGAGAUCCCGAAUGUAAAAAAGUUGAAUUUCAUCCAAAUUUACCUGAUACAUCAGUUAUUAUUAUUUUUCAUAAUGAAGCACGUUCAACAUUAUUACGUACAGUUUAUUCUGUUCUUGAUCGUUCACCAACUCAUUUAUUAAAAGAAAUUAUACUUGUGGAUGAUUUUUCUGAUAAAGAACAUUUAAAAAAAAUGCUUGAAGAUGAUAUUCAAUUAUUAACAAAAGUUCGAUUACUUCGUACUAGUAAACGUGAAGGUCUUAUACGUGCUCGAUUAAAAGGUGCUGUGGAUGCAAAAGGAAAAGUAUUAAUCUUUUUGGAUUCACAUUGUGAAUGUGCUGAAGGAUGGCUUGAACCUCUUUUGGAUCCUAUUGCACGAAAUAAUAAAGUAGCUGUUGUUCCAUUAAUUGAAAUUAUUGAUGAUUCUACAUUUCAAGUAAUUGGUACACCAAUACAAAAUAUACAAGUUGGUGGUUUUGAUUGGAAUCUUAUUUUUAAUUGGCAUGUUACACCAGAAAAAGAAAUGAAACGAAGACAGAAAAAAACAGAUCCAAUUAGGAGUCCAACAAUGGCUGGUGGUUUAUUUGCUAUUGAUCGUGAUUGGUUUGAUCAACUUGGCAUGUAUGAUCCAGGCAUGGAUAUAUGGGGAGGUGAAAAUCUUGAACUUUCUUUUAAAGUUUGGCAAUGUGGUGGUGAACUUUUAUGUGCUCCAUGUUCACAUGUUGGUCAUGUUUUUCGAAAACGUUCACCAUAUGAAUGGCCUAAAAAUGUAAAUGUUGUUAAAAAAAAUACAGUUCGUCUUGCUGAAGUUUGGCUUGAUGAUUACAAAAAAUAUUAUUAUGAAAGAAUUGGCAAUGAUCUUGGUGAUUUUGGUGAUGUAUCUGAUCGUUUAAAAAUUCGUGAUCGUCUUCAAUGUAAAUCAUUUAAAUGGUAUCUUGAUAAUGUCUAUCCUGAACAGUUUAUACCAGGUGAAAGUUUAUAUUUUGGCGAGAUUCGAAGUCGUGCUAAAACAAAUAUAUGUGUAGACUCUCAAGAAAUUGAAGAUGGUGAUAAACCAAUUAUUGGUUAUCCAUGUCAUGGUCAAGCUGGCAAUCAAUUUUUUCUUAUGUCAAAAACAUUUGAAAUACGUCGUGAAGAAAAAUGUUUAGAUUAUCCUGGUGGACAUUCAGAAUUAGGUAAACCAGGAAAAAUUGUUUCAUUUACAUGUCAUUCAAUGCAAGGAAAUCAAAUGUGGACAUAUGAGAAUGAUAUGUUUCGACAUGCAUCAGGUUUUUGCAUGGAAUUAUCAUCAAAGAACGAUAAAGAUAUGUAUAUGUCUAUAUGUGAACCAACAAAUAAUAAUCAAAAAUGGUUUUGGAAAAAACGUAUAAACAAUUCAACAUAA